CAUGAUUGUUUCUUCUCUGCAGUUUCAAGCUUUAUUUUUUAAUUUUUCCCUUUAUCUGUCAAUUUUUACAUCUUUUUUGGGGGAUUAUGAAAACAGGAAGCAGAAAAGUCCAGAGUCAACAUGAUAUAUCUGUAAUAAUAUACCUCUACCCCUACCCUUACUCCAUUAUUAAAUUAAGGAAAAAAUGAUUUUUUUUAUAAAAAGAAAUAAAUUGAAAGAUUUCCAUAACAUCAAAAUAAAGCAAUGAAAGCUGAACAUUUACUCUAUAUACAAUAGAGGGCAACAACAAGAGGUCACAGAAACAGCCUCCUCCAUUUCACCUUCCUUUCUCCACCUUUAAUAGGAUUCCUUUUGAGGGUCUUUUCUCUUCCAUUGGAUUUUACAGAUUCCCUGUUAGACACCCAUUUCAAUCCUUCUGAUUUUUCGUUGAUUUUGCUAUUUUUAUGUGUUUUUCCUGGGUCUGAAAGGCAUACUUUUUUUGUAGUUCCAUGGGUUUUUGGUUUCUUCUGCAAACUCUAGUUGGGUUUUAGCAGAAAGGCUUCCAGACCCAGUAAUAUUCUCUUAAGUGGGUUGAAGAGAAUUAGCUUUUUUACUUUUUUUUCUUUUCCCUUCAAAUUUGGCUAUUUUUUGGCAAGAAAAUCCGUGUUUUUUUUUUCCUCCAUUUUGUGUUCUUUGAAUCCUUGUUUGGAGAUAAGGUGGGGAGAGAGGCAUGGGUAAGCAAGGGCCUUGCUACCACUGUGGCGUUACAAGCACCCCUCUUUGGCGCAAUGGACCACCAGAGAAACCGGUACUGUGCAAUGCAUGUGGUUCUCGAUGGAGAACGAAGGGAACACUUGCAAACUACACCCCAUUACAUGCCCGAAUAGAAACUGAUGAUCUUGAAGAGUACAAAGUUCCAAAAGUGAGAAGCAUACCCAUUAAGGCUAAAGAUGUGAGAUUACAUAAAAGAAAAGAGACUCAUGAUAAUGUGGUAGUGGAAGGGGAAGCUCCAGAAUGUGACCAGAACUUCCUGAAGGUUCUGGAGGAUGAUGCAAGUAAUAGAUCAAGUUCAGGAUCAGCGAUAUCGUACUCUGAAAGCUGUGUCCAGUUUGGUGGCAUAGAUGCAAGUGAAUUAACAGGGCCAGCUCAAUCAACUGUGUGGGAAACGCUGGUACCAUCGAGAAAGAGGACUUGCGUGAGUCGCUCAAAGCCAUCUCCUGUUGAAAAACUUACAAAAGACCUAUGCUCUAUUUUACAUGAGCAGCAGGCUUCAUCUAACUUCUCUGGAUCUUCAGAAGAGGACUUGAUUUUCGAAAGUGACACCCCAAUGGUCUCUGUAGAGAUAGGACAUGGAAGUGUUCUCAUGAAGCACCCGAGCUUGGCAGCUCGAGAGGAGGAAUCUGAGGCCAGCUCUCUUUCAGUAGAUACCAAACCAAACCAAAUAAAUGAUGCUUAUUCAGGUUCUGCGUCUCUUCCUGUACAUAACUAUAGAGGCACGAUGUUUCCAAGCAUCAGCAAUGAGAAAACAAAGAAGUCCACUGGACAAGGGAUAGAGCACAGCAAAAGGGACAAAUCCCUCUUUGAGAGAUUACAACUUCUACAAAGUCACAACUCACCACUCAGAGCCUUGGAUCUAAAGGAUGUUGUUAGCUUUGAGGAGUUUAUGAGUCAUUUGACUCGUGAAGAACAGGAGCGAUUGAUGAAGUAUCUACCUUCUGCGGAUACUGCCAGACUUCCUGAUAGCCUCGAAAGCAUGUUUAAUAGCCCUCAAUUCAAGGAGAAUGUAUCUUCCUUCCAACAAUUGCUUGCAGAGGGGCUCUUUGAUCUCUCCUUUUCAGAAGUGAACACUGAAGACUGUAAAACACUGAAGAGGCUUGUGUUAAUCAAUUUGGCAAAGUCAAAAUGGGUAGAACAGCAUAAUCUGCUCAAGGAUGUUAAAGGUAAAAAGGUUACAGAAGAUAAGGGAGAGAGAAAUGGAAUCAGUCUCCUUGGGUCAAGCGAUCUUUUACCUGGCAAAAGACCACAAGAUGGCCAAAAUCAUGACUUUCCAGCUUUUGAGCCAAGGACUUGACAACAAGAAUGCAGCGAGUCCAACUAUAAAUACUGUAAGUCUUGCUGUAAGAUCUAAGUAAAUUUAAAAGAAUUUAAAAGCUUCCAAAAAUUAAACCUUGUAAAGCCCCUGGACAAACAUACUUGCAUGCCUAGAUCUGACAAGCCUAUGUAGGAAAGAGAUUCCUCAAAGUGAUUAGGUGUGCGGCAAAACUAAAAAUGAUAAAAGUACAGAAUGACCAUAUAAGUGCUGAUUUGGGAGUUGCCUUGAUACAUGAUAAGCACCGAGGGAGUCGUUUGAGAUGGCUAUGUUCAACAGAGACCUUGGGAUGGCACUAGUACGGAGGAGUGAUCUGAUUCAGAUUGAAGGAAUUAAAAGAGCUAGGGGCAGAGGCCUAAAAUGACCCUAGGGGAAAUAGUGAGGAAAAACAUGCAUAGUUUAGGUCUUGACUCAAGUAUGACCUCGAAUAGAGUUAUUUGGAGAGCAAGGAUCCACGUAGCAGCCGGUAGGAUUUUGCUGAGUUGUCAUUGUUAUUGCAUGUUCUUUUCCUUCUACUAUUUUUAAUAUUUUGUCUUUGCUCGGAUCUAUGUAGUUGAUCCCAUUUAGUUGGGAUAAGGCUGAGUUUAUUGUUGUUGUUGUUGUUGCUGUUGUAUUGCUUUCCCGUCACCUGUAUUUUAUAAAUCAACUGUUGAUAUAACCUUCAAACCUUGCAUAUACUCCAUAAAGUAAAUUUUUUAC
Messenger RNA from Macadamia integrifolia, 2767 nucleotides. RefSeq names its product GATA transcription factor 26-like. Gene Ontology annotation, biological process: regulation of DNA-templated transcription. Gene Ontology annotation, molecular function: zinc ion binding; sequence-specific DNA binding. NCBI's taxonomy places the organism in Eukaryota, Viridiplantae, Streptophyta, Magnoliopsida, Proteales, Proteaceae. The record is from RefSeq and is a predicted model, not a curated record. The transcript is spliced from 8 exons. The coding region runs from base 710 to 2050 and encodes 446 amino acids.